Recurvomyces mirabilis is the source of this 531-nucleotide messenger RNA. RefSeq lists its product as uncharacterized. The transcript has a single exon. Bases 1 to 531 code for a protein of 176 amino acids. Lineage: Eukaryota; Fungi; Ascomycota; Dothideomycetes; Mycosphaerellales; Teratosphaeriaceae. The record is from RefSeq and is a predicted model, not a curated record.
AUGGAUCCAGCCACAGAGCAACUCAUCCAAGGACAAAACACACAGGCUAAAAGCCUCGUCGACCUCCCACCAGAGCUCCGCAACUACGUUUACGACUUCUUCCUCCACUCUAGCCUCGUCGAGCUCAGGGUUGGCCAGAUCUUCGAGCCAGGUCUUCCCCAUACAAAUCGCCAGAUCCGAGCAGAGUCCCUACAGCUCUUCUAUACCGACUCCACUUUCCGCACUCAAGACCAGAACGCAGCCAAAGGGUGGAUUCAUGUGCUGCCCCUUGAGCAGAGGCAAUUGCUCAAGCGACUCGAGAUCUUUACCAUGGACUACAUAAGUCGGGCAGAAGCAUUUUGGGACCCGGCCGUCUGGGUCUUGGCGAUGAGAGGACUUGCUCAACACCUCGGACGAUCGACUAGAGGUCUUGCUUCUGGCGUGCUACAUUACCCUACGGUGGACGGAGAGGGCGACGAAGCGAUCUAUCUGCCUCGUGAGAAAUGGGCUGGAGAGCUGACAUGGUGCAGAGCAGACUCAGCCAAGAAGUGA